UUUAUUUAGAUUUGAUUUGAUUUGACUUGAUUUUCCAACACGCGCUCUGGAACGUGGCGCCUCCUCCUAGGGGAUCGGCCCUGGAUCACAGCAAGAUCGCGUGUAGCUGAGGAUACGUCUAGCUUCACAAAUCACCAUCAUUACUACUACAAUUAUCAUCACCGUCACCAUUAUUACUAUUACUGUUAUUACGACUAUAUUAUUAUUAUUAUUAUUAUUGGUGGUGGCGGCGGCGGCUGUGGUGGUGUUACUAUUAUUCUCCUAUCGGAUGCUGCUGUUCGAGUCACAAAGGCAGAGGCAGGAUAAAGCCAACUUCUCACCCGCAAGGCUUUCUAGGGAGCAUCACACCAUGGGACUUCCCCUCCUCCCCCCUCCAAAAAAAGUACCCCCCCAAAAAAACCCCAAAGAAGUGACCUGAGACAGAGAUGGGAAACCCCCUCCCGCACCCACCUCUGGGGCAGCAGCCCUCUCGCUCGAGCGGCUUGCAGGUUUAGAAGGGAGAAGGGUCAAAUGGGACAAAAGAGCCCAGGUUUCUUCUCUUGGCGUCAGAAAUCUGCAGUGCUGCUCUCGGGGAAAGAUAGCCGGGUUAGGAUUACCAGGACCCAGGCUAUCAAAUGCAGAAGGAGCCCAGCGCCUCCGAGUUUGCAAGGAAGUUAAGCAGCAGGCACCACGAUCAGCCAAAUAAGAGCGGAACCCAGGAAUGUGGAAGGGGGAAAAAAGAUGAGAAGUGAAGAAAGGGACGUGGUGAGUAAGAAGAAACACGCUGCCCUUUGCUUUUAGCCCUGCGAGUGUUGUUGAGACGAGCCUUACUUUCUAGGCUGGGCUCAUUUCAGCUAAUAAAUACAGCGACUGGCAAUGAACAAGCAUUCGGCUUCGGUUUAAGUGAUGAACGGCUCCAGAUUCAUUCACUGUGAACAACUUGCUGAGAGCAGUGACCUUUUCUGGACAUAUAUAUUUAAAAAUACAGAUUAUUUUCUGCAAAGCGUCAAAAUCCCCCUGUAUUUCCAAAAAGAGCGUAAAAAAUCGCUCAGAAUAAUCGUAUGUAAGAAAAGGGAUGAAGCAAAUGGAAUGAGUAACUAAAGGUGGAGAUGACGUGCAGAGCUGCUGGAAAGGCGAAGGUUUCUCAAGGGCGUUCAAAUUCCUUCGAAAAAGCCGCCGAAAUUUGCAAUAUACAUAUAUAUGCAUAUUGCCUUAAAAUAUGGACGCGUUUUAAAUGAUUGCACGAAUGUUGGAAAAUAGAAGCCCGUCUCUCUGCGUGCACACUCACACGCGUGCAGGAGCGGGUGAAUACACGUCCAUAGGUGUGCAGGCGUAUAUAACGCGUGUACAAUCGGCACCCCGAGAAAGUGCGAUCGCCCUAGCUCUCUCUAAUCCGGCAAGGCGCUGAUGGGCGGCUUGAUAUUUGUCUGCAUGGCAGCAGCGUGGUUGUUAAAUGAAAGGCUUUUUUUUUUAUGAGUGUUUUACACGGGGGUGUGUGUGAAAUGUUGGGGUUUUAUGACAUCACAAGGUUCAAGUACCCAAUCAGCUCGCAGAUUUGAGAAAUUAUUUGGUGGGGUGUUUCCUAUAAUAUACUGUACUCAGGAGCCUGGCUUUAAGAAAGAAGCCGAGCAAAAGGUGGGAGCUACAUGGAUUCGCGUGGGGUUUUUUCCCCUCUCUCCUUGCAAGAUCCCCUGUGCUACCGUUUUUAGCCCCCCCGCCCCCCUUCCCUCCCACCCCACCCCGGUAGCUUUGUUUGCUUAGCAUCUCCCUGGCACUGCAGAGCUCAGGGGCUGCCUGGCGAUUCCUUUCCCGAGAGAGUCUGUUUGAAGUGGGCGGUGGGGGAAGCCCGGAGGAUGCAAGAUGUUUGACUUCUUGAUUUCUCUCCCUCUCUCUCUCGGCUCCGGCUCGGGGAGGGGGGAGCCAAGGAGGCGAGCCCCAGCGCCUGAGGAGCACGGGGGUGUUGGGAAGAGGCUGCAGAUCCUUGACGGGGGCAUUUGAAAGGGAAAUCGCCUGCUCGGAGCUGCGGCCGCCGGGCUGUGCGCGAUCGAGGAGCGGGACACGCUAUGCCCCCGGCCCCUUUGAGAGAGACCAAGGCAGUGCUCGUGGCAAAAUGUUCCUGACCUGCGACGGGACCUUGGGGAUUGUUCCAGCCACCAUGGAUUACAAUGGGGACGCCAGGCCCGGGGGUUUCCACGCCGGCUACCAAGAGAUCGAAGGGAUCAACCUGGGAUACUUACAGAUCAACGGCACCCAGAUGUUUGCUCUGGCUCAGGUCCUCAGCGACCUGUUUAAGGAUAUCCCCCGCACCACCAUCAGCAAGAAGAUGGAGACGCUCAAGAUCAAGAGCCGGCGCUGCGACCUCCAGGAGCUCCGCACCCUCAAAGCCAUCCACUCCGUGCCCACCCGCGCCGUGAAAUGCUCGCUCAUCUCCAAGGCGGACCUGGAGGCUCUGUGCACCUCCUGCAAGAGCCUCGGCCCCGGCCGGAGGAAGAGGAAGAGGAAGAGCAAGCGGAGGGAGCAGCUGCUGCUGCCGGGCCCGGGGGAGCUCUUCCACUCCGGCUCCAGGCGGCCCGCCAGCCCCGGCCCCCUGCCCGGCAAAGCCCUGCGAGGCGGCGGCUCGGAGAGGCACUGCAAGCGCAGACGCCUGGCCCGGGGCGCCGAGGCAGACAGGCCGACCAGCUCCGCCAAGGGCAGGCCGCAGAGGGCGGCCAGGAAGGGCCGGGCGCACUGCCGGCUGCCCCCCGGCCGCCAGGCCUUCAGCCUCCUGGGCAACUUCCCCUGCGUGCCCUCGCUGGUGGUGGGCGAGGACGGGGAUCUGCGCCCCGCCGCCUCGCUGGGCGGCAAGGACUCCUGGGCCCUCUCCAAGAUCCACCCGCUGUGGAGCUGGCAGCUGGGGGGCAACGCCAUGCCCGUGCCCCCCAGCCUCAAAUUCCGGGGGUACAGCCUGGAGGACUUCUGAGCCACCCCCCACCCCAGCUCCUACCCCCCUUGGGCGAGCUGCUCCUGGUUUACAUGCAACAGUUGGGAGAAGAUUUGGGGUGGGGGGGAGCGGUGGCUGUCUGCAGGUCAGGGCUCUUCCACGACUGGUGCCUGGCCCUCAGGCAGCGCUGUGCCCCCCACCCCCUUCAGCCCCUUUUCAGGUGUCUCAGGUUGGCCAUUCCCUGCCCUCAGUAUAAUGGAGGCAGCCAAGAUCCCUUUAGGACCCCCCCCCCCUUGUAAGGGAUC
Molecule: messenger RNA, 3204 nt
Organism: Alligator sinensis (Chinese alligator)
Lineage: Eukaryota; Metazoa; Chordata; Crocodylia; Alligatoridae
Gene: EPOP
Product: elongin BC and polycomb repressive complex 2 associated protein
Exons: 2
Coding region: 2090-2938 (282 amino acids)
Source: RefSeq, a predicted model, not a curated record